AUGGUCACUGCGGCCAUUGAGCAUGUGCUGGUCAAGUUCCUUCAGCCUUACGUUGAUGGAAUCGACAGCAACGACCUGCGGCUCUCACUCUGGAGUGGAAACCUGGAGCUCAAGGACCUGAAGGUCAAGGAAGAUGUUCUCGGUCUCCUAGGCGUGGAAGGUGUUCGGGUACGAAAUGGCCGUGUUCAUAGAAUCAAGAUUACUUUGCCGAGCAAGACGAGGCUUCUCUCAGGAAAGAUCAGCGUGGAAGUCGAGGGUGUGCAGCUGCAAGCCGAACAUCUCACAGAGAGCUUGGCGGAGUCUGUUCUCAGGAAAAAUAUGAAGGACACCAAGCUACAAGCCAUCGAGCUACGCAUGGCCCAACUUCGAGAUGUUUGGAGACGCAAGCAGCAAGCGCAGGAAGCCUACGACCAAGCCGAGCCAGGCUUCGGCAUCAGGUUUGCGAGGCGUCUCGUGAACAAUCUCAGCCUAGAGCUGUCGAAGGUGGACGUUUCCUUCUCCAGCCUCAACCCUGCAGCUGUUGGCGCUGCGAAGAUGACGUCUUUGCAAGUGCUCUCCACGGACAGCUCCUUCCGGAGAUUCAAGCAGGACGAGGUUCUGGAGGCAAAGGGAACCUCCCUGUACAAAAUCCUCAGCUUCGACGGCCUGAGCUUGGCCUAUGGGCAGUCGAUGGAGGCCCUGGCAAACCUUGUGAGCCCAGUCCGGGCGGAGUUGAAGUUGGGCCACGUCCCCGAUGAUGGACUGCUGCGAUUGGAAGUUGAUCUCGGUACAGAUAAGCCCACCGAGAUUCACACCAAGCGCUCGCAGCUCAUAGGUGUGCUGGCCCUGAAGACAGCACUGAGCAAAAAGUGGGAGGAGCUGCGUAAACUUCUCGUCGAUCCGAAGGAAGAAGAGCGGCUGAAAGCACGCCUCGAUGACUCGGAGGACAAGUACUUCAAGCUCUUCCGCCAGCGGUGCCUUGCUAAUGUCGAUGUCACAGAGGAGAAGGUGGUCGCCGCGCUUUAUCAAACUGGGCUUAACUGCAGCCAGCUUGAACAGCCAGAGCAGCAGGAGCUGGAGACCCUGGAGACGGUUCUUCCUGUGCAGCUUUUGGCUUCGGCCAGAUGCAGGGCGGAAGACUUCAUAACGGAGCUGGUCAAAAAGGCCAAGCCGCAGAAAAAGUCCGGCGGGUGGUUCAGCCGGACCUUCUUUGGGCACAAGGAGCCAGAGGAGUCAUCCCUGGACAAGCUCAGCGUGGAGGAUCUACUCACUGAGUUGCAGAGCGCUGCAGACGUAGAGGUCCUGAUGGACAUCCAAGACGAUACCACAGUGGAAGUGAUGCAGCUUCUUUCACUGGACCUGAGCACGACGUCCCUGGCGGUGAAUGUCGAGUCAGCCACGGACCACAAGGGGCAGAACUCGGCAGCUUUCAGCCUCUUCCUGGCCCUGGGUUCGGUGGGCUCGAGUGACGAGAUCAUGCAGCAAGCUCUGGAUCUCCGACUGGAAAACAAGCUGGAGCCCACCCAGAGCCUCACCUUUGCCCCGCUGGAGAUUUUCAUGAUCCCCGGCCUGGUGGCUUCGAUUCUGGGCUUCUAUCCCGACGCUGCCGAGGUCGAGGAGGCGGCGGGUGUCGGUGCCCCGGUCGUCAUGAAAACGAUUGAGGCUGAUAGGAAGGGGCUUUGCGGCCGCCUUUGCUCGGAGGCUUUCGUGGAAGACAAGGAAACGAGGGCCACACGGGCUGAGUGUGAUGUGGGAUGUUGUGGGUAUUGCAAGGUGAUUUGGUCUUUGAGGCUCUGCAACGGGUUCCAGAAACUUCAGGACAGGUCACUGUUUCCAACUGUUGCAGUCAGCCUUGAAGAUCCCUGGCUGGCAGGGAGCGUGCUGGAUGCCAAUGCGGACAGGGCCAAGGAGCUUGCCCAAGAGGCUCUCGAGAGAUCGCAGGGGGUGUACAACCGCAUCCCUGACCGCAUCAGCUUGAGUUUGUGGCAAGAAGUUGGGGCUAGGAGACCCGGGUCUCGCCACUCCGAGCCAAGCAUAGUCAUUAAUGACGAGCUUUCCGAGAUGACCGAAAGGUUUCUGGUAUGUCUGGCCAUCAACCUCUCUGCGCCCACAGUGCACGUCCCUGUCGCCAGCGUGGGCCAGGGAAGCGGGCAGCGAGCGGUCAGCUUGAGCCUCGCAGCUGUGAUCACUUUGGGCCAGCUGACCCUGGAGACUCCAGAGCCGUGCCUCUUCGAGUGCUUACAGUUUGAGCUGCAGCUCAAGAACACGCAGGUCUCCACGAUGUUUGCAACCGGUGAUGUGUUUGACGUGGUGGAACCGCUUCCGAUUACCAUUUCGCUCAAGCAGCUCGCGCGGAUAUUCGGAGAGAGAGAGCACAUGUAUGCAGAGGCGCCCAAGGAUGUUUCCAUUGUUGUCGCCAUCAAGAUUGGGCACCUGAGCUUGUCGGCCUCGCCAAAUUCUGUGAACCUCCUGAUGGGACUCCCACAAGCAGUUGUGGACAUGCUGACUCUUGGCAGCAAGUGUGAGCAGCUGGCGUGGAAGAGGACGGUGCCAAUAACAGUCCGGCAAAAGAAGCCCGCAGUUUUGGACAAGGCCCCUGAGGCUGUCCCGGUGCAGAAAGAGCUGAAGCGGACAGGCAGUGCCGUCGGUUUCAGCGCGACCGAAGUGCUUGGCGAAGAUUUCGUCGCGUUCAAAAGGGCCGAGGAGCUGCAGAAGAAGCCCAUGCGGACCAGCGUGUCACUGGCCUUCGAUGAUGCGACCUUCUCCCUCAGCGACUCGAUCAUGCCGCUCAUGCGCUUGAAAAUGGAGGCCAUGCCUCCCGGGCUGCAGGUCAGUGUUGAGGGUGGAAAAGUGGACGUCAAGCUCAUGGAGUCCAGCCUCAGCAUCGACGUGUUGAAUACACGGCAUGGCGAUUGGGAGCCCUUUCUGGAGCGCUUCGAUUUCGGCGUGUCCGUAGUGAUGUCUGAGAGGAUGCGCAUCUCCCUGUGGCUGGGCUUAGAAGCCUCCUUGGAUCUCCCGACUUUGCGGAAGGUAGUCAUCCACACUUUUUUUGCUUUAGUGCUAAGAGGCUUCAUCCUCGUCUCCUCCUCCUUUCUAAAUUAUAACAAACCCUAA
Messenger RNA from Symbiodinium necroappetens, 3093 nucleotides. The record is from the annotation of a GenBank genome assembly. Lineage: Eukaryota; Dinophyceae; Suessiales; Symbiodiniaceae.